Molecule: messenger RNA, 1391 nt
Organism: Dermatophagoides pteronyssinus (European house dust mite)
Lineage: Eukaryota; Metazoa; Arthropoda; Arachnida; Sarcoptiformes; Pyroglyphidae
Product: guanine nucleotide-binding protein G(q) subunit alpha
Biological process (GO): adenylate cyclase-modulating G protein-coupled receptor signaling pathway
Cellular component (GO): cytoplasm; heterotrimeric G-protein complex
Molecular function (GO): guanyl nucleotide binding; G protein-coupled receptor binding; GTPase activity
Source: RefSeq, a predicted model, not a curated record
AAACUACAUUAUCAAUUUAUAAGACCUCGUGUUUGUUUUAUGAUUAUUCGUCCGGCGUCUUUUUAUUUUAAAAAAAGAAAAGAAAAAAUAAUAAUAAGACGCAUCAGUGACGAGUAAUCAUAUAAACAAAACAACAACAAAAAAAACCAGAAAAUUUUUUCAUCCGAAAGGAUAUUGUUGAAAAUAAAAACCGCAACCACGGGUAUUACAGUGAUGGCGUGCUGUCUGAGCGAAGAGGCGAAAGAACAGAAAAGGAUAAAUCAAGAAAUCGAACGCCAACUUCGCAAAGACAAGCGAGAUGCUCGUCGUGAGCUCAAAUUAUUAUUACUUGGAACGGGAGAAUCGGGUAAAAGCACAUUCAUCAAACAGAUGCGUAUCAUACAUGGAUCAGGAUAUUCGGAUGAAGAUAAAAAAGGUUUUAUUAAAUUGGUCUUUCAGAACAUAUUUAUGGCCAUGCAAAGUAUGAUCAAAGCGAUGGAUAUGCUCAAAAUACCUUAUAAAGAUAAUAAAAAUAUUGAAAAUGCCGAUCUAGUACGUUCGGUUGAUUAUGAAACAGUGACCACAUUUGAUAGUCCAUAUGUUGAAGCAAUCAAAUGUUUAUGGGCCGAUUCUGGUAUACAGGAAUGUUUUGAUAGAAGAAGAGAAUAUCAGCUCACCGAUUCUGCCAAAUACUAUUUGAGCGACAUUGAUCGGAUUGCCGCACCAGAUUAUUUGCCUACUCAACAAGAUAUUCUGCGUGUCAGAGUGCCUACUACUGGCAUCAUAGAAUACCCUUUUGAUCUUGAUUCAAUUAUAUUCCGGAUGGUCGAUGUCGGUGGCCAAAGAUCCGAAAGAAGAAAAUGGAUACAUUGUUUUGAAAAUGUGACCUCAAUUAUUUUUUUAGUCGCCUUAAGUGAAUAUGAUCAAAUUCUAUUCGAAUCGGAUAAUGAGAAUCGAAUGGAGGAAUCGAAAGCAUUGUUCAAGACCAUAAUAACAUAUCCAUGGUUUCAGAACUCCUCCGUUAUAUUAUUUCUAAAUAAAAAAGAUUUAUUGGAAGAAAAAAUUAUGUAUUCACAUUUAGUUGAUUACUUUCCCGAAUAUGAUGGUCCAAAAAAGGAUCCAUUACAUGCCAGAGAAUUUAUAUUAAAAAUGUUUGUCGAUCUCAAUCCAGACAGUGAGAAAAUAAUUUAUUCUCAUUUUACCUGUGCAACAGAUACGGAAAAUAUUCGAUUCGUUUUUGCUGCUGUGAAAGAUACAAUAUUACAGUCAAAUUUAAAAGAGUACAAUUUGGUCUAACAAUAAUAAUAACAACAACAAUGAUAAUAAUAAUAAUAAUAGCAACAACAACAACGUCAACAACAACAACAAAUCAUCCAUUAAUAUUGAUGCAAUUGAAAUCAACAAAAAAAAAC